AUGCUGCGGACGGGAGGCGUUUAUGCCGGGAAAAAGAGGAAAAAGCCGGUGCAGAAAAGCCCGAAGCCACCACCUCCCGAGGGCGUACUGUCAAACCCCUCCAAGCGGCACCGGGACCGCCUCAAUCAGGAGCUGAACAAACUGACGAGCUUGCUGCCCUUCCCUGAGGAUGUCCAGGCCAGGCUCGAUAAGCUUUCCAUCCUCAGGCUGAUUGUAGGAUACCUGAAAGUGAAGAGCUACCUCAUGGCCACUGUGGCGAACCACAGCGGCCACCUAGCAGAUCAGCCUGGGACGCUUGGAGGGAACGGACAGAUGAAUCUGCAGAUCAACGGGGAAACAUUCUCCGAAGGGGACAUGCUGCUCCAGGCACUCAAUGGAUUUGUCAUUGCAGUCACAGCAGAGGGUUAUGUUUUCUACGUCUCACCUACAGUUCAGGACUACCUGGGAUUUCAUCAGUCAGACAUCAUCUACCAGAGUGUGUUUGAGCUGAUCCACACGGACGAUCGAGCCAUGUUUCAGUGCCAGCUGCAUUGGUCCCUAAACCUGCCUCCAUACAAGGAACCGGAGCGAGGCACAGCCGCCAUGCCUCAUGUAGACAGCAGCACCACCACCAUGGAUGACCCCCAGCACCUGCCACCUGAGAAUUCCUCCUUCUUAGAAAGAAGCUUCAUCUGUCGCUUCCGUUGCUUGUUGGACAACUCCUCGGGAUUCCUGGCCUUGAAUUUCCACGGCCGUUUGAAAUUCCUCCAUGGGCAGCAAAAGAGAACAGAAGAUGGGACCCUCAGGCCUCCCCAGCUGGCUCUGUUUGCCAUCGCAACUCCGCUCCAACCGCUUUCUAUCCUGGAGCUUCGAACCAAAACCUUCAUCUUCCAAACAAAACACAAGCUGGACUUUACCCCCGUGGCCUGUGAUUCAAGAGGUAAAGUUGUGCUGGGAUACACAGAAACUGAGCUCUGCAUGAGAGGCUCCGGGUACCAGUUUGUCCAUGCUGCAGACAUGAUGCACUGUGCAGAGAAUCAUGUGAAAAUUAUGAAAACCGGAGAGAGCGGAAACACCGUUUUCAGGCUGCUGACGAAGAAAGCAGGCUGGCUCUGGGUCCAAGCAAAUGCGAGACUGGUGUAUAAAGGAGGCCAACCGGACUGCAUCAUUUCCAGGCAGCGGGCCCUGUCGAAUGAAGAAGGAGAGGAGCAUUUGUGCAAGCGGAGCCUGCAGCUACCUUUUCACUUUGCCACGGGUGAAGCAGUCCUGUAUGAAAACAAUCCGCCAGGGUUCCUGGACUACUUGCACACCAAGAAGGUUUCAAAGGCAAAGAGAGAGACCCCCCUGGAGCAGGGCUCAAUAGAUCCCAACUCGCUCCUAGGAGCCAUGAUGAACCAAGACGAAUCCAUAUACAUCUCCCACGCCGAUAACGUGCCACAGUUCUCCCUGGCGGAUAUUGUCGACGUACCGGAAGAGCCAUGGAUCGAUGAUGGAAAUAAGAGAGCUGUCAAAGAGAAUGACUCACUCCUAGUCGUCAUUGAAACACUCUUUGAAAAGAGCAAUGUGGAUGGUGACAUCUCUAAGACUCUGCAGAGCCUGGAAAUGGAUGACCUGGAAUUAAAGCAAUGGGAGGAGAUCUUGUGCAACAUGGACACCAAGGAGCCAGUGGCCCAGGGUUUCCAGGAGAGGCUGAAUGACAAGGUGACCUCCUGUGUGGAGGAGAUAUUGUUUAAAAAAGAUAAUGGAAAGAAUCUGGGGUUCCCACAGUAUGAUGUGACGGCUUCAUCUCAGGCCCUUAUUCAACAAAUUCCUCUGGAACAAAUUCCACAAAGCACUCAGCUAAACAGACUUCAAAACCAGCUUGUCAAUAAUAGGAAAUGCAAUCAGCAAAGCAAUCCUCUGGUGAAUUGUCACCAUUUCUGGGGGGCUAAUUCAGCAGCCGCUACACCAUCUGGAUUCCAAAAUCCAAUGUAUACUUCACAGCAAAAUUCACUAGACCAUGAUCCUCAGGGUCCUUUAGUCACCAAUAUGUCCCAGGAUAUCACUUCUAAACCAGAAAAGCAAGCACGUUUUGAUCAAGCAAAUUUGCUAAGUGGGAAUAUACUAAAUUCCUUGGGUUUCAAUAACCAGCGAACUACGGGAAUUAAUCUAACAAAUCCUGCACAGGUAUUUCAGCCAAAGGCUCCUGCUCCAGUUUCCUGGGGGAAUGUUAUUCCUAAAAAUCAGAUACAUCGGAGCUCAACUCUGCUUGACUCAAAUCAUCCAGCUCCAUUAAAAAUGAAUUCACAAGAGAGUCAGUGGCCAGACCCAUUGGUUUCAAUGAAUCCAGUCAUCACUUUCAAUCAGAAUAAUUCUCCAAGAGGUCACUCGUUAGAUGUUUGGAAAUCUGCCACUCCAAAUCAGCUGGGAAUCAAACCAAUGGAGAUAGAGUCACCAACUCUACUGGCAAAUAACCAACAGAAUCUUUUUGGAUCACAAGUAACAAAUCCAUGGAUUUCCUCAUCACAGCCUGCUCAUAACAAUGAUCAGGGCAUGCAAGAAUUCAGCAUAAUGCAGGUGUCUCCAGUGCAAGCUCUACAGAAUGAAAUAUCUGGUUCUCUUGAGCAAAAAUCUAGUCCAUUAGAAGCUGGCCACCUGUCUGGAAGCCAUUCCUUUCCCCAACAUACCUCUUCACAUGGACCUCACUUAGUGCCACAUUUUUACAAUAAAAAGCAACAGCAGAUGCUUCAGAACAAACAGUUGUCAACACAGCAACAGCAGCUGAUGCAAGCAAGGAUGUAUCCUCAAGCUCAUUGCAGGCCAACUCAAAUUCAACACAAUGGACUUCCACUGGCCAGCUCCUUGGAGCCAAGUAGCUGGUGUCACGUUCGCUCCCGGGUGGGAAACCAGCAAAUGGACAAUAUUCUUGAAAGCUCAUUGAAGUCCUCAUCAUGUAGUACGUUAUCUAGUGAUGUCAUGUUAGCUUCAUGGGAAUAUGAAAACAGUGGCUUAUCCUUUGAAAAUGAUGUUGCGUUUCCUAAAGCCACUCAUGUGACAUCCCUUCCCCAGCAACAAAAUACCAUGCCCUGUCAUGGUGAGAGCAAUCCAAAAAUGUGUAACUUCCAAAGGCCUAAGGAACCCAUUCUGGGAUCCUCAGUGACUCCUCCCAUGGAAGCUGGGUUGAGGGGACCUUUCUACCAGUUGGAACCAAAUUUUCCUCCCAUGUCAUUAACAGAUAGGCAGAUGAAGAGUCAGCAGCAGCUCUUCACUUACAAUAUUCAGCUCAAGCAGUGUCACCAAAACGAAGAGAAUGCCUCCAUGGAAUUUACUCCUACAAUUGCUAAAGACAGUGUGUGUUUCCCCAAGUACUGA
Emys orbicularis (European pond turtle) is the source of this 3330-nucleotide messenger RNA. RefSeq names its product aryl hydrocarbon receptor-like. Bases 1 to 3330 code for a protein of 1109 amino acids. The transcript has 11 exons. The record is from RefSeq and is a predicted model, not a curated record. Gene Ontology annotation, molecular function: nuclear receptor activity; transcription cis-regulatory region binding; protein dimerization activity. Gene Ontology annotation, cellular component: aryl hydrocarbon receptor complex; nucleus. Gene Ontology annotation, biological process: response to xenobiotic stimulus; xenobiotic metabolic process; regulation of transcription by RNA polymerase II. NCBI's taxonomy places the organism in Eukaryota, Metazoa, Chordata, Testudines, Emydidae.